AUGUGUCCCACAGUCGACGACGGCGCUCCUGCCACCAACGGUGGCUUCACCAAGUUCGAGAGCGAUUUCGAGAAGAAGGGCAAGUCCCACACCGUCAACAAGAACCCCUACCAACCCGUAGGCGACUUCCUGUCAAACGUGUCAAACUUCAAGAUUAUCGAGUCGACGCUGCGUGAGGGCGAGCAGUUCGCCAAUGCCUACUUUGACACCGAGACCAAGAUCAAGAUCGCCAAGGCUCUCGAUGAGUUCGGUGUUGACUGCAUCGAGCUCACCUCGCCAUGUGCUUCCGAGCAGUCGCGUCUUGACUGCGAGGCCAUCUGCAAGCUCGGCCUCAAGGCUAAGAUCCUGACCCACGUCCGCUGCCACAUGGACGAUGUCAAGGUUGCUGUUGAGACUGGUGUUGACGGUGUCGACGUUGUCAUUGGCACCAGCUCUUUCCUCAGAGAGCACUCGCACGGCAAGGACAUGACUUACAUCAAGGUUAUCCAGUUUGUCAAGUCCAAGGGUCUUGAGAUCAGAUUCUCGUCAGAGGACUCGUUCAGAUCAGACCUGGUCGACCUUCUCUCGCUCUACGCUGCCGUCGACAAGGUCGGUGUCAACAGAGUCGGUAUCGCUGACACUGUCUACGACCUUGUCAGAACUCUCCGUGGUGUUGUCAGCUGCGACAUUGAGUGCCAUUUCCACAACGACUCUGGCUGUGCCAUUGCCAACGCAUACUGCGCCCUCGAGGCCGGUGCCACUCACAUCGAUACCUCAGUCAUCGGUAUCGGUGAGCGUAACGGUAUCACCCCUCUCGGUGGUCUUAUGGCCCGCAUGAUUGUCGCCGACCGCGACUAUGUCAAGGGCAAGUACGACCUUCACAAGCUCAAGGCCAUUGAGGACUUGGUCGCCGACUCUGUCGAGAUCAACAUCCCCUUCAACAACUACAUCACCGGUUUCUCCGCCUUCACCCACAAGGCUGGUAUCCACGCAAAGGCCAUUCUUGCCAACCCCUCGACUUAUGAGAUUAUCGACCCUGCCGACCGUUACGUCCACUUCGCCUCGCGUCUUACCGGCUGGAACGCCAUCAAGUCGCGUGUCGAGCAACUCUCCCUCACAAUGACCGACGCCCAAGUCAAGCUCUGCACAGCCAAGAUCAAGGCCCUCGCCGACGUCCGCCCCAUCGCCAUCGACGACGCCGACUCGAUCAUCCGUACCUUCCACGGCAACCUGCACAAGGACAGCGAGGACCCCCUCCUGCCCAACAUGACCGAAGAGGAGAAGAAGAAGUUCGAGCAGAAGCAGAGGGAACUCAACGGUGUCGCUGAGAAGCGCGAGCUCGAGGACCAGGCUGACAAGGAGGCCGAAGUUCCUCAGGCCAAGAAGACCAAGACUGAGGCUGGUGCAUAG
This is a messenger RNA of Aureobasidium musti, 1389 nucleotides long. Lineage: Eukaryota; Fungi; Ascomycota; Dothideomycetes; Dothideales; Saccotheciaceae. The record is from the annotation of a GenBank genome assembly.